Molecule: messenger RNA, 1008 nt
Organism: Caenorhabditis briggsae
Lineage: Eukaryota; Metazoa; Nematoda; Chromadorea; Rhabditida; Rhabditidae
Gene: Cbr-srj-4
Product: Protein CBR-SRJ-4
Exons: 4
Coding region: 1-1008 (335 amino acids)
Source: RefSeq, a predicted model, not a curated record
AUGAUUUACGUGGGCUUCCUGCACCACUGGGCUCCGAUCAUAUUCGGAAUUCUCUCUUAUAUCUGCAACUCAAUUUUCGUCUACAUCGUUCUCAAGAAAACUCGUUCUUCGUUCGGUGCCUACAAGUAUAUGCUUAUGAGUUUUGGAAUCUUUGAUAUCAUGUACUCCACAGUGGAUAUGGUUGUUGCUAUGGGAUCUCAUAGUGAAGGAAAUACAUUCUGUCUCUUUGUUUCGCAUGGACCGUUUGCAGAGGAUCCAGAAAUGGGUUUUGCUGCUCUCUGUGUUCGUUGCAUGUUCUUCUCACUCAGCUACGGAGUCCUUGAAGUUCAUUUCAUCUACCGUUACGUGGCACUCUGCCGUCCACAAUGGAUUCCAGCUUUCGCGGAUCCAAAAUGGAUUACUGCGAUGGCUCUUGGAGUGAUGGGACAAGGAAUUGUUUGGUUUUGCUCGGUUUACUUCUGUAUGUGGUCAGAUGAUGAGAUGAGAUCUUAUCUAGAAGUUCCAUUCCGUCGGGAUUAUAAUGCAGAUGUCUAUAAAGUUCCGAUUCUGGGUAGCACUUACUGGGGAGCAUCUACUGGAUUGAUUGCGCGGACAUCGGCUGGAAUAGUUAUCAUUUCGAUCAUUUCAUGUUGGACAAUCUACUUCUGUAUAUGGAUUGGAUGGACUAUUCACUCAAAGCUAAGUGUGGUAGAAAUGAGCAAAACAACAAAGAAAAUGCAUCGGAAUCUUCUGAAAGCUCUGGCAAUCCAGACAUUCAUCCCAUUCGCAAUUAGUUACAUCCCAUGUGUUUUCGCCUGGACUGUUCCACUGAUUCAUGUAGACUCAAAAAGCCUGAACAACUACACCGCAGUCAUCGCCGUUGCAGCAUUCCCAUUUAUUGAUCCUCUGGCGAUUAUUCUACUUCUUCCGGACUACCGUAACGCCUUCUUCAAAAUCUUUGCACCUUGUAUGCUUCGUCCAUCAAAAACCAAUCCAGAAACUACUGCUGGAGAAAGCUCGAAGAUUUGA